Messenger RNA from Lutra lutra (Eurasian river otter), 900 nucleotides. Its product is annotated as calcitonin gene-related peptide 1. Bases 79 to 465 code for a protein of 128 amino acids. Gene Ontology annotation, cellular component: extracellular region. Lineage: Eukaryota; Metazoa; Chordata; Mammalia; Carnivora; Mustelidae. The record is from RefSeq and is a predicted model, not a curated record. The transcript is spliced from 5 exons. Gene Ontology annotation, molecular function: hormone activity; calcitonin receptor binding.
CCCGCAGCAGGCGUUGUGUCCAUCGGGGCGGACCAGCCGCUAGAGCUCUCCAGAAACUCCAGUCUCCAGAGAGGCAUCAUGAGCUUCUGGAAGUCCUCCCCCUUCUUGGCUUUCAGCAUCUUGGUCCUAUGCCAGGCAGGCAGCCUCCAGGCGGCACCAUUCAGGUCUGCCUUGGAGAGCCUCCCAGACCCCACUGGGCUCAGUGAGAAGGAAGGCCGCCUCCUGCUGGCUGCCCUAGUGAAGGCCUACGUGCAGAGGAAGGCAAAUGAACUGGAGCAGGAGCCGGAGGAGAUGGAGGGCUCCAGCAUCACUACCCAGAAGAGAUCCUGCAACACUGCCACCUGCGUGACCCAUCGGCUGGCAGGCUUGCUGAGCAGAUCUGGAGCUGUGGUCAAGAACAAUUUUGUGCCCACCGAUGUGGGCUCUGAAGCCUUUGGCCGUCGCCGCAGGGACCUUCAUGCCUGAGCAGCUACUGGACUCCAGGAAGAAGGUAACCAUGAAGCUGAACUCACCACUUCUAUUAAUUUCUGUUGACAACACUUGGUGAGAAGGCCCCAUGGAAGAUAUACAUGUUUGCAUCCCAAUAGAUACUGGAAAAAAAAAAAAAAAAGCACCUUUGUCACUUGAAAGGAAUGAAACUGAAUGCAAAAUAAGCUAAUUCCAUAUGUAUUGUGUAUUUUUUUUUUAUAUUUGAUUCUGUGUGCAGUGUGAUGGCAUCUAUUAUUGGCCUAUCUGGUAGCAAAUGGGUUCUCUGAGAGCUAUCCUGUUGAUCAUGGUGGCUCUGCCAAACCUUAGCGGGGGCAAUAAAUCAUUGCCUUCAUGGCUUCUAGGGACACAUGGGAACAGUGAUGCUUUGCCUUGUUGUCUAAGAACAUGAUUGUAUACUUUGUUUAAGGAAAU